GCAGUUAAAUGUGAGAUGGCGUCCGGUUCGUUUGUGUUUUGACAUUUCUGAUAAACAAAACCGAUAAAUAUAAAUUUCGCGGUAGCUCACACUGGUUUUAAUUAAAAUAAUUUCGGAAUGAUCUUUAAUAAACAUGUUAUCCUUGAAUAUUGUGUUUGAAGUAAGUAUUUAGAUGGUUAUGGUCUGUUAUCAUAAUUUUGACAUCCUUAAGUGCACUCGCUUUCAGCCUUAAAGGCAUAACUAGAUUUUGUUUUUAUUUGGUACCUACCUGGAAGAUUCUGUGAUAAUACCAAAAUUUUGUUGUAAAAAGCGUUUCUUUGUAUGUGUUCAUCUUGCUUUUAAAGGAUAUCUGAUUCACCAAUGAAUGCAACAUCCUCUAAAACAAUAAUUACUUUCGGAAUUAGAUAAGUGCAGAUAUGAGGAUAAGAAAUUAAACACUAAAAAUAAAAGCAAAGCAAAUCCACCAUGACGAUGUCGAACAGAAUAUGCAGAAGAAUGUCGCCCAGAUGUUUCGCCUUGUCGGCAAUAGGCCUAACAGUUCUACUAUGCGUGUAUUACACCAGCUACACAUCAGAUGUAAAUCAGAGGGUGGAUCAGAGUCAACGGGCUGAAAUUUCAGGUAGCAGACAAACACAAAGGUUCUUUAGAAACAUUAUCAGAAACACAGAACGCUACGGUCAGGACAAGUCCUUUGAAGUUUGUCCAAAGUUAACUGCUGCAGAAGCCGACGUCAACACCGUAGAAGUGUAUAAAGACUUUGAGUUUCAGCCAUAUUGGAUGAAGAGUAAAGAGUAUUGGGACAAAACUUUCGAAGAUAGAUAUGAACGACAAAAGAUGGAUCCAGAAAGACCACAUCUUAAAGUUAUAAUAGUACCCCAUUCGCACAAUGACCCAGGUUGGUUGAAGACCUUCGAGAACUACUUCCAUUCGUCUUCAAGACAAAUAAUGAACAAUAUGGUAGCUAAAUUGCAACAAUACAAAAAUCUUACUUUUAUGUGGUCUGAAAUUUCGUUUUUGAACGCUUGGUGGGAAGAGGCUCAUCCCAGUAAACAAAGGGCUUUAAAAGAUUUUGUUCAUUCCGGAAGAUUAGAAAUUACUACAGGUGGAUGGGUUAUGACGGACGAAGCCAAUUCACAUGUGUAUGCUAUGGUUGACCAGCUAAUCGAAGGUCAUCAAUGGGUACUUAACAAUUUGGGCAUAAAACCUCAAUCAGGUUGGUCAGUAGAUCCCUUUGGUCAUGGCAGCACUGUUCCAUACCUUCUGGCAGCUUCUGGUCUAAAGGGUACUGUUAUUCAACGAAUCCACUACGCUUGGAAACAAUGGCUAGCAAUGAAACAGUAUGGCGACUUCCGAUGGAUACCUAACUGGACCCCUGCCGAUCCUUAUGGAUCCAUUCUGACGCAUAACCAACCUUUCGAUAUUUAUUCUAUUAAACAUAGCUGCGGACCGCAUCCUUAUAUUUGCCUGAAUUUUGAUUUUAGAAAGGUGCAGGGCGAAUAUACAGAGUACUCCUUAAAAGCUCAAGCAAUUACAGAUAAAAACGUUAAGGAAAAAGCGGAAUUGUUAUUAGAGCAAUACGCCCGAACAGGAUCAUUGUUUCCUCAUAACACGGUUUUGAUGCCUUUGGGAGACGACUUUAGAUACAAUGUCAAAGAAGAAUGGGAUCAGCAAUACACGAAUUACAUGAAACUGAUCGAUUAUAUCAAUGCCAAUAAAAAUACUUAUAAAACUGAUAUCAGUUUCGGAACACCAGCUAUGUAUUUUGAGGAAAUUGUUAAGCGAUAUAGCCAGUUUCCCACAUUAAAAGGAGAUUUUUUCGUAUAUUCAGACAUCUUCACUGAAGGCCGACCCGCUUAUUGGUCUGGAUAUUUUACAACCAGGCCCUUUAUGAAAUUAUUAGAUAGAGAAUUAGAAAGUUCCCUUCGAGGUGCCGAGAUUCUUUACACCAUUGCUCUUAAUAAGGCAAAACAAAAUAAGUUGGCGUCAUAUUUGAAAGUUCUAGAGAGAGACUUUGAGAAAUUGAUUAGGGCACGACGAUACUUAGGACUGUUUCAACAUCAUGAUGCCAUCACGGGUACCAGUAAAUCAUUUGUAAUGAGAGAUUAUGGAUUAAAGUUGUUUGAAGGGAUUAGAGAUACUGUUAACAUCCAACAAAACGCCCUUCAAAGCCUAUUAUUUCCAGACAUUCCUAUUAAGCCUGACCAAAAUCUGGUUUUAAGUGAUAUUGAACGAGAAUCCUUUGAAAAGCUUCCUCGAAAAACACCAUUGCAAAUAGGAACUGUAGGUGUCAAUCAGUCGAGAAGAAUUAUUGUCUAUAAUUCUUUAAGUUCACCCCAAGAACAAGUUAUACAGCUCAGAGUCAAUACCAGCACCGUAAAAGUGGUUGACAGUGAUGGCCUCAAUGUUGCUUACCAAAUUAACCCCGUGUGGGACCUUACCGAUUUUUCGAAGAUGUACAUAGCUGCGGAUGAAUUCGAAUUAGUAUUCAUAGCCAAACUACCAGAACUGUCUGUUACGUCGUUUAAUAUUGUGUAUGAAGCAUCUGUCAAAGAAAAACUCACUACCAUUUAUUGUAAGAAUUGUCAAAAGUCAACUACAAUUAUUAGUACUGAAAACGAGGUGAAGGCGGAGACCUUAAAAUCACAAUUUAAUAUUAAGGAUAUUCCUCCUGGAGAUAUUCAGUUAGAAAAUAAUAAGUUUAAGGUAUUAUUUAAUGGAAAUACAGGGUUUAUGAAGACUAUAACUAGAAAACAUAACCCCAAAAUAAUGCAGUGUGGAAUUCAAUUUGCCGCUUACCGUAGUGCUCAAUUCCACUCAGGAGCGUACCUGUUCAUGCCUGAUCCCAACGAAAGAGACUACGAGAAGGACGUCCUAUCCCAAUAUAAAGAUCAAAAGAGUAUUAUUAUAACGAGUGGACCUCUCUCUACGGAAAUUACAGUGAUCUAUGGACCAUUCUUGAUGCACACUGUAACUGUCUAUUUGGCGGAAAAUUCGACAUUAUCUAAUGGGAUUUAUAUAGAGAAUGCCGUUGAUUUUGAGAACCCGCCCAAAAAUAGAGAAACAGAAUUGUUUAUGAGGAUUAUGUCUGAUGUUCAGAAUGGUGAACCUCCUGAAUAUUACUCGGAUCUUAAUGGUUUUAAUAUGCAAAGACGAGUGAAGAUUGAAAGAAUAGGUUUAGAAGGCAACUACUAUCCUACUACCACCACAGCUUAUAUUCAAGACAACAACAUCCGCCUCAGCCUUUUAGUCAACCAUGCUCAGGGCAGUUCCAGCUGGCAACCAGGCUUUCUAGAGGUUAUGCUUGACAGAAGAACUUUAUAUGAUGAUUCCAGGGGAAUGGGCGAAGGGUUAGUCGAUAACCGAAAAACGGUUAGUAAAUACUGGUUAUUAGUAGAAGACAUAUCACAAGUCAAGCCUGAUAGUAAGCCGCAGCCUAAAAGGUUUGAUAAUGGAGACGAUCCUUAUACAAAGGAAGAUGUUGUUAGAUCCUUCAACUUACCAACAGAACCACCUAAUACCGCAAAACAAGACGUAUUUUCACGACCAUCUCUCUACAGCAACCAUCUUUCAAAUUCCCUCAUCUAUCCAGCCAGCAUAUUCAUCGUGGACUCUGGUCAUCAAUCAACAAUGAACCAUUCCCUGAAGUUAAUAAACAAACCAUUCCCCUGUGAUACGCACUUAUUAACUCUCCGCACCCAACCAGAUCCCGUUUACUCCCAGUUUCCUUCCUCCAGCGCUUUAAUGGUCCUACACAGGCAAGGCCACGAUUGCGCAGUAGGAGGCAAUUAUACUUGUGAUGUAGAUAAGUUUGCGAAAGACUUAAAUUUUGAAUUUGCUAGUGUGAAAGAAAUGGAAUUGAAGACGUUAACAGGUUUAGACACAAUUUCCAGUUUACACAGUUUCGGUGAAAUUUAUUUGGAACCUUUGUCUUUAAAGACGCUUAAUGUUACUUUUGGCUAAUUUCAUUUUUUCGGUGUUUUUGGGCAUUUGUUUUUAAAUAUAAAUUGUCAGUUUAAAAUAUUAUCCACAAGGAAAUAAAGACAUAAACAAAAAUACAAUAGGCAAAGUUAAAUACAAUAGAGAACUUGCACAUUUUUGUUUUAUUACACAAUAUUGUUCAGUUUAAAACUGAACAAUAUGAUUUUCAAAAUAAGAUUUCCAAAAUUUCACGCCUCAAAACCUCAUAAUAAGUUAAAAAUACAAAUUUAAAAUCUUCUGUGUAUUUAAUUUAUUUCAAACGAUCUGUGACGUCAUAUCAUAAUAUUUAUAAUGACAAUUUUCAUUAUAGCCUGGGAGGUAGUGUCAAGUUUGACCGGAGCAUUUUAGCAUGGUUGUUUUCUUUUUAUUUAGUUAGGUGUUCCAAAGCUUAUUAACAAAUUAUGUGUCAGCUGGCCCAAAACCGGGGAUUUUAGGCAAGAAAAGGUAAAAUAUGAAACUUGAUGGAAAAACGCUACAACUUAUAUGUCAAAUAUUUAUUUCCGUUACUUACGUGUAUAAUCCGGGUUCAAUUCCUGGCGUUCGAAAUCUUUUUUGGUUUUUAAAAUUGACAUUUUGAUUUGAAAAAUAUUUUUUUUGUUGAUAAUACUACGUUUUAUUAUUUAUAUGACACAGUAUAAAAGUUACUCUACAUGAACCCCUGAAGCUUCCUGAGCUAGUACGACUUAUCUUAGUGAAAAGGGGGGUUGCCACCCCGACAUUCUUUUUUAUUGUUUUGGACAAACUGUUUUUUCUUAAUUUUAUAUGAUGUAGAAGCAAAAGAUACAUACAACCCUAAUUUUUCACUUUUCUAUCACCAACCCGCAUUCUUUAAUAGCAAUCUAAAUAUUUCCCUCUUCUCUAUAAUAUAUAAAAAUGAAUGUUUGUCUGUAUGUCCCUUAUAGAAUCGUAAACUAUGCAUUUGAUCAUAUGAUGACCUCAAACAAAGAUGUACAUGAAUCCGGUAAGGUUUCUGAGUAAGAAAUAACGACCAAUACGACCAACCUAAGUAAUCAUUAUUUACGCAGACAGCACAAAAACAAUAUUGUUUAUAAAAAAAAGUAUACUCAAUAUUUUUAGUAUUUUUUGGCUUUCUGGUAAUUUUUAGGUAUUUAGAUUUAAAUAUUUAGAUUGCUAUUAAAAAAUGGGAGUUUGUGAUAGAAAAGUGAAAAUUUAGGGUUGUAUCUUUCGGUUCUACAUCAUCAUAAAAUUAAGAAAAAACAAUUUGUCCAAAAAAAAUUAAAAAACAAUGUCGGGGGAGGUGCCAACCCCCCUUUUCACUUAGAUUGGUCGCACCAACUCAGGAACCUUCAGGGGUCAUGUACAAAAAAUUUGCUUAUUAAAGUCAAUCAUAAUAUGAUCAAAUGCAUAGUUUAAGAUUCUGUAAAAGACAGAGUUUUUUAUAUUAUUGUCUCGUAUAAAUAAUAAAAACGUGGUAUUAUAAAAAUAAUUAAUCUUCAAAUCAAAAUGUCAAAAUUUAAAAAAAAAAAAAAAUUUCCAACGCCAGGAAUUGAACCCGGGUCACCUGGGUGAAAGCUAGGAGCUAAGUAUUCUAGGCCAUUAAUAGAUGUAAGCCAAGGUGAUAAAUAUUUGACAUAAGUGUGGCGUAUUUCCAUCAAGUUUCAUAUUUUACCUUUUCUUGACUAAAAUCUCCGGUUUUGGGCCAGGUGACAUAUCAUUUGUUAAUAAGCUUUGGAACACCUAACUAAAUAAAAAGAAAACAGCCAUGCUAAAAUGCUCCGGUCAAAUUUGACACUACCUCCCUGGCUAUUAUGACAAUAUAAAAAUAUAUACCAGUUUGUUUAAAUUGGAAUUUAAUACAGCUUUUGAAGAGAUAGUAUGGAAUUGUGUGUAUGUGUGUGUGUACUGGGAGAAAAAAAAGUAAAUACACUUAAUAUGUUUCUGGAACUAUUUUUACUAUAAAAUUAAAAUAAACUAAUCAUAAUAAUAAAUAUUUUUUAUGAUCAUAAUGGGUAAGUUAUUAUACUGCCCUUUAGAAAAACCCUCUUUGGUCAUUUUAAAAAAGUUGUCUUAAAAACACUCAAAUAUUUUAAAAUGCAUGGUUCACAGCAACUAUCUAAAGAUUUAUAAAACUGAGAUACACCAUAAAAUAAUUAUUUUACAACAAGUUAACGAAUAUCAAACGUAAUAAAUUACAAGUUAUAAUGAUCUGACGUCACCACCAGUGAUGGCGCGUUUUUGGCUGGCUGCUAUAAUUUGAAUUUUCUUUCGACUUCGGGGGUCAAUCGGAACACAAAAACAACUUUUUUAUCUUUGAUACAUGUUUUAAAUUGUGUUCUGUUGUGAUUUAUAGCAUUUUUUUCGAAUUUAAAAUUUGAUUUGACCGGUUUGGAAUGCUUAGUUUAGAAAAAAUAGUUGAUUAAAUCGAAAAUGACGUUUUUAAAAUUAAAAAAAAAGUGCAUUUUUCUUAAAUAAAUCUAAAACUAUUCAUAAUAUGAAAAAAUGUUUCAAAUAUUAAUUGUAGAAUUUUUUUUACUGAAACCUUUGAUUAUUUUUUGGUUUUGUAUCACGAAUACUUUUAGGUUUAUUUAAGAAAAAUGCACUCUUUUUUACAAUAAUGUCAUUUUCGAUUUAAUCAACUAUGUUUUCUAAACUAAGCAUUCCAAACCGGUCGAAUCACAUGGAGCGUAUCAAUUAUACCUAAAUAAAGUUAAUUUCAAAUGGGAAGCUAUUCAUUUCUAUUAAUAUUGUAACGACUAGGGUAAUUUUUACAUUUCAAAAAGAAAAAGCAGAAAGCGACUUUAUUUUCGUCAAAGUCGGUCAGUUCUUAAGUUCUUAUGCAAAAAACUUUUGUCAGAGCUUAUUUGAAAGAUUUUUUAAUGAACUUUAAAAGAUGUCUCUUAAGUUUUCCCAAAAAAUUGCACCACAUUCGAGUUAUUUGAGAUUGAAGGUUCUCCAUUUCGAGGUCCUUCGAAAAUAACCAUCCUUUAAAGAGCAAUAACUCAGUCGUUAUUGGGUUUACCUAGGUCUUUCGACGCGAAUCUCUUUGUUUUUUAUUAGCCACAAUUUUCUUCUCAAUAAUUUUUUCUAUAAAAUUAAUUUUUUUUAAGUUAUUCAUGAAAAACGGUUAUAAAACGUGAGUUUUUUUCAAUGAAAAAUGCAUAGUUUCAAUCGCAAAUAACUUGGAAUGUGUAAAUUUUUCAAAAAAAUUUUAUAGAACAAGAUUUACUCAGAAUUGGUUACUCUAUCGAUUUCCAUAGUUAUUUUGAUUAAAAAAUUUUCAUCCCCUGGAUGGGGUUGUUUUCAACCCCAUAGCAAAAGCGCAGUUCGGCAUAGGGUAGAUUUUGAAGAAAAGUGUCAACAGAGCUUAAACCCAAAUUUUCAUUAAAAUCGGUGUUGAUUCUCAAAAUUCCACAGUUUUACAGUUUUGUACCGCUGAUGACUGGUCUAUUAGAUCAAAGUGUAAUAAUGACUAAUAAAUAUUGAAACAUUUUUGCCACUAGAGAAAUUUUCAUAAUUUAUCGAUACUUUACAAAAUGGCUUCUACCAAAUAUGUUGACUACUCCUCUAUAUUGAUUGUUGAGAAAAACUCGGGCUAUGUUCACGUGUUUUGUCAAUUUUUAGUUUUAAUAUAACAGUUUCGGAAACUAUUUCUCCUGCUAUUAAUGUACUAAAGUGGAUAAUAUUUUAAACAAUGGGGUAAUAAAACAAAAAAUAUCAAAAUAUUUUGUAGAUAAUUGUAAAUACCUAGGGACUUUGUUGAAUCAGAUGUGUAGGUUUUGUAAUUUUUUUUAUUUAUUAUUAAUAGUUUAAUUAUUAGUCAAUAUAAUAAUUAGUGCUGCAAUUUAUAAAUCAGUCAAUCUUGCCACAUUAACAAUUAUAGAAAAAAAACUUUUUAAUAGCGGUUAUUCCAAAAUAGUUAUUUAACCAACAAGUGUAUUAAUAAGGGCCAUUAAUAAUUGAGAUAUUUUAACGCGUGAGCGGGGCGAGCGCGUUAAUGUUCGAGAUUGUUAAUCGCCAUUUUAAUUCACGAGUUCGUUACAAAACUUUUCCGUCGACCGUACUUUUCAGAAAUAAAGAUAUAUCCAUCUUUUGAUUUUUCAAAUACAAAGAAUUUUAAACAAUAAAGUAAAUAAUGACAUACAAUGACAGAUAGUACUAACAGCGGCUACUUGAUUUUAAAUUUUUUAGUGGGAAUAUAAAUAAGUAUAUGUUUGGUUGCCUACACCACAGGUCACUGCCAAUCACAGAGCGUUUAAUUAAUUUAUGCAAGCAAUGUAUGUUGUGUUGCCUAUAAUGAAAUUAUUCAUUAAUAGAAAAUCAUUCAUUAAUAGGGGUCAUUAAUCAAUGAUUUUGAGGGUGUUAAAAUUGAUCAUAAAUGGCCGGUCGACGGAAAAGAAAAUUAUUCAAUGAUUUCUCCCUUCUAAAUUUAGCUACCUAAAGGUACGUAUCCAUACGCGUGUGUGCUCCGUGCUCGGUGUAGCUGCUCAAAUGGAUACGGCAUGCUCUCCCCUACAUAUAAACCGCAAACCGGUUGAAUCGAAGAGGAUGAGCGGCGAGCACCAACAUAUCCACUAUGUGGAGCUGCUACACCGAGCACGGAACACCCACGUAUGGAUACGUACCUUAAGGUAAACAGCUAACAGAAUGCAAAACAUUUUAAUAAUUCCUUAUUAUUUUUUGCCUUAUCAAAUGGAUAUGCGUCUAUUAUAAGACAUAGACCUUCUCCAGCAGUAGCCCCUCUUCUGCUCUGAGUUACUAGAUUCUGCACCUUCAUGUCUCUGUCCUCAUUAUUUGUCCCAUUAUUUGAACUUUAUAAACAUUAAAUAUCAUGUUUAUAUGGGAUUAGGCCAAGCACAAGCACAAUUUACUGUAAUGAAAAUUACAUUUUAAUAUUUUUAUUUGACGUUUCGAUUUCCACUCAGCAAAUCGUUUUCAAAAAAGAUUAUUUUAAAAUAAGGUGCUGGUUAUUAUAACCAAGUUGUUUGGCGGUUAUUGUUUUCCAAAUUGACAGUUGACUUCCUUGUUCUUGUAGGCGUAUAGCCAUUAUACUGCAUUAAUUUUAUCCAAUUAUAUUAUUAUAUCGUUGAUCUCAUAGAUUAACGGGUCAUGUUUUAAUUUCUUAGUUUUAUUGACAAGAAGAGCGGUGAAAAAGAAGAGGGGAAACCUAUGUAUAAAAAUAGAUAGCAUAACCUUUGAUAGAUAGAUAAAUAAAGUCCAAGUCAAACAAUUAGGCGUGCACGUCAUAAAUUUAAUGAUGUCAUAACCCAAUGGUACAAACCUGACGGCAAACAAAUUCAACAACAUUUUCAUCAUAUAUUAGUUUUUUCGCUACUGUUAAGUUUAGCAGGAAAGCGCUGUUGCCAAAUAAAAAACAUAUAUUUAUUUACCACAGCAGCUACCGGCUAUGCUGUUUCUCAUUGUCUUUAAGAGUGUGAAACAAAGAUAACUAUCUGUACUAAAAAUGUCAAGCUGAUGUUGUCCUAUAGAAGGUUAUGUAAGAUUUCUGUUUUAGAUAUAAAGUUUAGUCUACACACUAAAUUCUGUUACUUUAGUUUCUCGUUUUGAUUUUGAUUCAAAUUGUUGGAUAUUUUAAUUGCAGUAUAUUAAAACAAUAAUAUAUCUGUAUUUCAUCUUCCCAGAUUAUUAUUUGAAAACAAUAAUUUGACAUUGUAUAUAGCCUCCAAUAUUAUGGCAGACGUCAUAUAAAUCACCAAAUGUAACAAUGACGUCAUAUAAACUCAUCACUAAUUCUAGCCAAUGAAAUACUCGCUGUAAUAGACAUGACAUGUCAAUAAAACGUGGUUGUUCCCUAUAAUAUGUAUAUUUUUUCAAAUUUAGAAUAUGACAAGGGGAAAAUUACGUGCAACUCUUAUUGUUUGACUUCCUUUUUUAUAGAUGAUAGAUAUUUUUAUCAAAUUUUAAUAAUACAUUUUUGUUAGCUGCUAUUGUAUCACAUUUUGUUGUUUUUAAUUUUCUUAUUAAUGUGUAACACAGCUUGCUUUAUACCACAGAUCUUUAGUUGUAAACUUGUAGGUUUACCAUGUUAAAAAUAGUGUUUACUAUGUUUUACAUUUUUUAAACAUUUAAAAAUAGGGUUUUAUGAUUUUUCAAAGGGUUUCAUCUCCCCUGUUUCGAGCAAUAUUUUUGUCCUCUCUGUGUCAGGUCAUGUUUCUGCCGCGGAUGUCAAUAUAGGUCUGAUGAAGGCAACCUGCGGCUCUGUUUGCUCUAUUCACUUGAUCUUCCACUUCUGUUUCGAGCUUUCCGUAUGUAGAUAGUGUGAUGCCUAAAAGUGUGAUGCCUUUAGAUAUUUCAACUCUAUCAAUUAUUCUAUUAUCUGAUCCUUCAGCUUUAAUUUACAUCUUAUUGAAUUUGCUGUUUUAACCAUGUUUUUUAUCUUUUUGUGGAAAUUAAUAUGUUAAAUUUCAUGGCGGUUAUAUUAAAUUGGUGCAGCAUACGUUGUAUCAUCUUCACUUUGAGAGAUUAGUAUUGUAUCGUCUGCAUAUACUCCUUCUCAGAGGCAUCUUUCAGUGCGCCAACAAAAAAAAAGGUAGGUCCGUGAUACAUACAAAUUUAUAAUAUUUAUUCCAGUUGUUGAUAGAUGGCGCUAUAAUCGGAUAAAGAGAUUUAGGUAUUUACCCAUUAUUUACCUAUUAAUGAUGUGUGUCAUUAAUGAUGUAAUAUAUGAUUUUAAGAAUUUAAAGAAUCAUAGCAUGACAUUUUAGUUAAAUCUGACAGUUGUCAGAAUCGUAAUCGUAAUUUGGUAUUAAAACAAAUGAAUUGUGUUUAUUUCAUUUAUAAAAAGGAACGUUCUUUGAUUUGUAUAGUCUUAUAAAUUGUACAGAUUAUAGUUGUAUAGAUAAUACAUAAAUCAGUGUUUGUUGGAUUAUAGCGCCAUCUAUCAACAACUAGAAUAAAUGUUAUAGAAAUUACUUUAAUCACCGACGUACCUUUUUUCUGUCACUUACAACUUAAUGCGUUAGAAAGAAAUCGAAAAACUGUGACGCACUGAAAGAUGCCUCUUAGAAGGAGCAUAGCAGGUUAUUUUAAAUUGUUUUUCUCCUAUUUGGCAACCUUUAUUAGUUUUUACUUUUUUUAUUAUUUCAUCCAUAAUCAGGUUGAACAAUAAAAAACUCUGGGAAUCCCCCUGUGUUAUCCAAUUGCCAACUUCAAUUGGGUGAGUGAGACUCGAAAAACAAAACUCCCACUGUUGCAAAACACGCCAGUCUUCAAAGAAAAUUUGUGAAAAGUUGCAGUUUUGUGUUUUGUGUUAUUCGACACGAGUUUGUGUUUUGUCUUUGUUUUGUUCGUUUAGUGGAAAGCCGCCAUAAUGUUGGUAUCACUCUAUAAAUAAAAAAAAUAGGACAAAAAAGAGGUAUUGGUAUUUUCUCGUAAAUCUCUUGCAUGCCAUCCAAUUUAACGUUAUCAUUUUCACACACUGUUGCCGUAUUUUGUGGAUAUAAGCGAAUGUAGGGAAUCAAAAUAUUGAAAAUGCAAUACGUUUAGUUUUAGAUUAGGUAUAAACGACUCAAGGAAUAGCUAAAAUCGUCAACAUUGGUUAUGAGAAGGAGUUACAUUGCCACUGUAGAAUGACGAAUGACCGAAUGAAUCGGCAGUGAAUUAAGAAAAUUGGGUUGGCAGCGGGGAGGCAGUGCUACCAUUUAUAGGCCUUAUUUCUAAUUUAAAACUAAACAGUGUAUUAUGUACUACCUACAUUCUUCUCGGUAUGUAUAAUUAAAAAUUGAAACGAUAAAUAAUAAUAAAUUUAAAUUUGUAUUAACAAGUUUAUAUACGUAACAAACUGUUACUUAGCAAAAUCAAUAUUGCUAUAAUGACUAAAAAGUAUGCUGUAUGAUUAUAAGUGUAAAAUAAUGUUGACACAACCUUUACUUUAUUUUUUAGAAUUAAAGUAAAAGAAAAUGGAUCUACAGUUUAGUGGUACUUACCUUUAGAGGCCUUUUUCAAUUUCACACAUUUAGAAGUCCUUUAUCUUAAAUUUCACCGUUAACUGUAAAAUAUGAGUACUAUUAAGGGCGUAGACGCAAAAUUUUCAUUUUUUUCGAAUCCUGAGAAAACUAAUAUGUAUUUUCGAAAAAUUUAAACGCAGAAUGAAAGAUUGCAUUAUUACCGAGGGCCAAAAGUCCCUGAAAACUUCUAUAAUGUUUAUUUUAAUAAGUUACAGGGGUGAAAAAAAAAGAGAAAAUUUAGUGUUAUUUUUAAUUUCAAAUAUCUCAUCCAAAUGAAACUGUUUGGUUAUUCUAAGGGACUUUCGGCCCUCGAUAAUAAUCUUCUAUGUUUAAAUUUUUCAAAAAUACUUAUUAGUUUUUUCAGGAUUCGAAAAAAAAGUCGCGAAAUUUUGCGCCUACGCCCUUAAGAUCAUAUCUACCUAUAUUUAGCAAAAUUUUCUACAUAAUGUCUUUAUAGUAAUCAAAUAGCACCUAAUCGGUGAAAUUUAAACAAUGUAGAAUAAAAAUAUCAGCGCUAGUUUUUUAUAUUAUAAAGCUUUUAAAAAUUGGUACUUUGGAUAUUUUUUAUAAUAAAAUAAUUUUAGAAAUUCUCUUUGAAUACUGGUAUAUAUUCGAAGAGUUAUGAUUUUACACUGCGUGACAGACAAAACGGGCCACUCACAAAAUGGGUCAUUUUUGAUGUCUCGAAUUUCCUAAACCUCUUGUCCGAUUUAAGUGAUUUUUUUAAAUAUGUUACAGCCUUAUUCUCUAACAAUAUCGCUGUAAUAAUAUUGUUGCUAGACAGGUAAAUUGCUUACACGAGAGCUCUAAAAUUAUCGAUUUGUAUCCCGAGUGACACUUUGACAGUUUUAUUUGACAGUAUUAUGUCAAAGUGUCACGAGGGCAAAACAAAUCGAUAAUUUUUAAGAGCUCGAAUGUAAUUCGGUAAGAUUAUUUUAUGAAUAAAACAGUUUUUGAAAUAAUUUUCGUUAAUAUUUUAUUGAUAUCUUCGCCUGAGUAUUUGCUAAACCUGUUCAUGGUGUUCUAUUUGACAAGUUCUAAAACAUUAAUUGUCAUUAUUGUCAGUGAAUGUUCAUUUUUGCGUAGCAAGGGCAUCUGACGUAAUACUUGACGACGGGAAAUUAUCGAAAACAAUUACCGUUGUAAUAAUUUUUAUUCUUGGUCUAUUGGUGUCUCUAUGAAUGAAAUAACCAUUAUAUACUAGGUGUACUAAUCAAACUGUGUUUUUUUUCUUAAAGUUCACCAAGGCCUGUGGAAUAUUCUUGCAUUUAUAAAAUACUGCAAUUAAAACCCAACUAUAGCCUCAAGUUUUCUUAACAUUCUGUUUUUUGAUUCAUUCGCUUAUGUUGGAUAAUAAAAAAGUUAGGUACUUUAACAACUAGCCAUAGUCUUCAUCAAUACAGGGUGUUUCUAAAUAAGUGCGACAAACUUUAAGGGGUAAUACUGCAUGAAAAAAUAAUGACCGUUUGAUUUAUAAACGUAUGUCCGCAAAUGCUUCUUUUCCGAGAUACAGGAUUUUGAAUUUUUUCUUAUCAACUGACGAUUUAUUUAUUGCUCUAAGAACGGUUGAAAUAUGCAAAUGAAAUUUGGUAGGUUUUAAGAGGUAGUUAUUGCGCAUUUUUUGACGUACAAUUAAGAAUUUUAUAUUCACCAUUGGCGUGCAUACGGGUAAUAUGAACCAACAACAGUAUGAAAAUUCAUUCAUCGAGAAAAUUUGAGACAUCAAAAAUAACCCAUUUUGUUGGUGGCCCGUUUUCUCGGACGCGCAGUGUAUUACAUUAAUCUAAAUAGAUCCCAAUCAAUACUUGCUGUGUAAACCUUAAACCUUCCAUAAUUCUGAAAGAUCUGCAUUGUUGUGUUCUUUGCGUUUUAUGUACUAGUUUAUUAGAUGUAAAUUAAUGAAGUUGUUUGUAUGUGCUCGAUUUUAUAUUGGUGACUUUUAUUACUUUUAUAUUCCAUGUGAAAAUUUUACUAAAAACCCAUAUUUUAAUUUUACAAUUUGUCGAGGCACUUUCGAUCUCAGAAAAGUUUGUCUAGAGCUAGACCACAUAACGUAUUUAAACUACUAGCUAUGAAUGAAUAUAUCCUAAUUCAAAACGAAUAAUGUCACAUGAGAAAAUAAGUAAACGUUUAAAUUAGAUAAGGCGAAAACGACGGGUUCGUUGGAAAAAAUAUUCUCAUGAGAAUUUUUUGCAUAAUCACAUUCGUGAAACACCCCAGAAUAAGGUUCAAGAAGUCGCCCACGCGAAAAGUGGUCCAAAUUUUUUUAACAAUUUUUUUUAAUCAAAUUGUAAUAGUCAAUAUUUUCUGUCCGGACAAAUUUUUUUUAGAUUUUUGGACCAUUCUGGACAAAAAAGGUAUGUUGUAAUUAUUCUCUAAAGUUGAUCUUUUUCGAGUUAUAAACAAUUUAAAAUUUGAAAAACGCGAAUAUGGCCAUUUUUAAGACUUAAUAACUUAAGUUAAAAAUUAUUAUUGUGAAAGUCAGAAACUGACUAAAUCAAAGUUUAAAGCCCCCCUACAUGAUCCUGAAGAAAUGUGUGUCAUUAAUUUAUUACUAAACUGUUAUUGUUAAUUAUUAACAAUGAGCGGUAAUAUCGUGUUGACGCGGCUGUAAAUGUGAGUGCGAGUAAGAUGCACAAUUGGACUGCCGGAAUGGCAUCUCUCUCGCAGUCAACAUUGACAGCCGCCUAAUACGUGCAUGGCGCUCAUUAUUAUUACUUAAAAAUAACAGCUUAGUAAUAAAAUAAUGACAAAAAUUUUUUCAGGAUCUUGUAGGGGGGCUUUUAACCGAGUUAUUAAGCCUUGAAAAUCGACAUUUUUCGUUUUUUUUUUUUAAUUUUAAAUUGCUUAUAACUCGAAAACGAUCAACUUUAGAGAAAAAUUAUAAGAAACCUUUUUUGUCCAGAAUGGUCCAAAAAAUCAAAUAAAAACUGUCCGCGCCAAAAAUAUUGAUUUUUUCAUUUUGCAUAAAAAAAAUUGUUAAAAAAAAUUUGGACUACUUUUCACGUGGGCGACUUCUUGAACCUUAUUCUGGGAUGUCUCGCGAAUGUGAUUAUGCAAAAAAAUCUCAUGGAAAUAUUUUUUCCAACGAACCCGCCGUUUUGCCUUGUCUAGAUGUGAAUAUUAAAAGUCUAAUCUAAAAUUAGACAAAAGUCUUUUUGAAUGGUUAUUAAACUUCUUUAUAUAAAACACUAAAGUUUUUAAUUUCUUUCUUAACAAAUGGCAGCUGUAAGUCACGUGCAAUAAUACAAACCAUAACCACGGUGUAUUGGGUACCAUUUUUAAUGUUUUAGACUCAAACCUCAGUCUAGAGCGACGCUGAACCCCGUAGUUGAAUGCUCCAAAUAUGUUUAUUGUAGAUUAACUAUUAUUAGUUUUGAACUUUAAUUGGUAGCUGACAAACAAUUUCCGUAGUACUAAGGUACCUUUCACAUCUUCCAUUAAGAUAAUAAAUCUCUGUAUUUCAGGCAAAGAUUUUUGCAAUCUUUCAGUGUGCAAAAGAAAUGAACAUGAAUGCUUUAGAACUGAAGCGCAACAAUAUAUGCACAAAUAGUCAAGCAUCUAUGGGCCUCUCAUAAUCCCUAAGGUGGAUUUAGGAAUUUUAGGUGGAACGGAAAUAUCAGUUCCAGACCAUCGUGGAAAAUCUGGUAACGAAAGAGGUGAUGCACUUGCCAGAAGGUCUACUUCGGUAGGUAAGGAAAAUACUUCGGUCUAAAACCGGCCGUGUGAAUGCCAAAAAGCAUCGUGCAAUAACAAAAAAGCCUAAAUCCAAAGACAACAUAACUGGAAAAAUAUAUCCGAUCACAUGACAAGAUAUAUAUUGGACGGACAUGUGGUAACAGUUCUGAAGUACUGUAGAAAAUAAAAAGGAAUUACCUAAGUAUCAGAACAGGCUUCCCUCCCUUCCAGCUGAGUUUGGCUGGUUUGUUUCCUUGUUUUUGACUAUUCUGCCCAUUAAAAUAUUGAAAACUAAUGGAUCCAGACUAUCUUUUUGUUUGAUUCCUUCUUCCAUUCCAAAGUGUCAUGAUCUUGGGCAUGGCCUCACAUUUUUAUACACACUUUUGAUAACUUUUAUGAUUCUGUUUUGCCUUCAGAGCGAAUAAAUCUUUAGCCUUUGACACACUAAGUAAAAAUACAAAACCCUACACUUGAAAAAGCCAUAAGAGAUUAACAAGAAAGGUUUUUAAUGCAGUCUUUACUAAGCUUGAAUCAGUCUAGUGAUUUAUCUGUAUAUAAACAAAUAUUUCAAAACAAGGGUUUUUAGUAAAAUUGUCAGUUAUUAUAAUAUGUGCAAUGAACAUUUCCCUCCUGCUAAGAAUUAGUAAUAUGUGUUAUUAUCUAGCAAAGUGAUUUGAAAAAUAUGUUUGAUAAUUGUAUAAUCUAUCUAGAGACUUGUUUGUUGUAACAGAAAAAAAAUUGAAAGAUGUUAUUGGAAACAUUUAUUGUGAUGUUUAAUUUUAGCAGAAAAUAUUUAAAAAUAAAUAGUUAUAUUUGUACCAUUAGAGAUCUAUGACUGAUAAACUGGUCUCUAUAUUGUGAAUUUAAAAACUAUUGGGUGUAGAUUUUUGUGAAAUUUAUUUUUAUUUUUACAAAUAAAGUUUUAUUGAUU
This is a messenger RNA of Diabrotica virgifera virgifera (western corn rootworm), 16512 nucleotides long. RefSeq names its product alpha-mannosidase 2 (gene alpha-Man-IIb). The transcript is spliced from 13 exons. Gene Ontology annotation, biological process: mannose metabolic process; protein deglycosylation; N-glycan processing. Lineage: Eukaryota; Metazoa; Arthropoda; Insecta; Coleoptera; Chrysomelidae. The coding region runs from base 466 to 3960 and encodes 1164 amino acids. Gene Ontology annotation, cellular component: Golgi membrane. Gene Ontology annotation, molecular function: alpha-mannosidase activity; carbohydrate binding. The record is from RefSeq and is a predicted model, not a curated record.